Microthlaspi erraticum is the source of this 588-nucleotide messenger RNA. The record is from the annotation of a GenBank genome assembly. NCBI's taxonomy places the organism in Eukaryota, Viridiplantae, Streptophyta, Magnoliopsida, Brassicales, Brassicaceae.
AUGUUGAUUGUGACGGAUAAGCUUGAUCGCGGUCAGGGGAAGAGAUUCACGGCGAAGUUUGGUUCCUUCUCAUCGUCGUCUUCUUCCGUUUCGAUCGGGGUCAACAGUAGUGACGAUGAAGCCGGAGAGAAUGAAGCCGAGUCUCGUUACAAGGGUCCUCUCGACACGAUGGAUGCUCUUCAAGAGGUUUUACCCAUAAGGAGAGGGAUAUCAAAAUUCUACAACGGGAAAUCGACGUCGUUCAGGAGCUUAGCGGACGUUGAAUCCAUGCAGGUGAAGGAUGUUGGUCGACCUGAGAACCUUUUCACUCGCCGCCGGAGAAACCAUUUCAAUCACCGGAUGUGUAGUCGCGGUGGGAUCUCGAAGAAACCCGUCAAGACAACCAUCACGAUGGUCUCUUCCUCCGAUGAUGAUUCGUAUUCAACUUCUCCUCUUCCGAGGGAUCAUCGUAUGAUGACGACUCUCCCGCCGCUGCAUGAGACGCAGAAAAGCAAUGAAUCUGUCGGUAACCGUACUGUGCCCGUUGUUGCUUCGCCGCGGUGCUUCCAGACGCCGGCGGGUAGGAACAUCCAUAAUGUCAUUUGUUAA